GGAAACCAGGAAUGGAAAUGCUCACCAUUUUCUCUGCUUCACGCCACCAUAAUUUCUUCAGCUAUUCCAUUUCCACAACUUUGAAUUCGGAUUCACCUCAAGUUUCGAUCCCCCCCCUGAAAUUACAUCCCCUCCUUCGCUCUCUCCCCGUCCGCCUCCGUUCCAUUUCCACAACGCGCGCUCCACGUUGUAUCUCCGCCGCCCCCCGUCCUCCUCCUCCGCCUGAAUCAGACUCCCCAGUCAAGAUUCCAUUGAAACUGGUUUCAAGGCAGGCAUUUUCUGGUGUUCUCAUGGUCCUCCUCUCUGGUGGAACAGGGUUAGUGGGAAAGUUAUAUAGAUUUAAGGACCGAGCAUGGAUCUUCUUUGCUGUUCUUUUCUGGUUGUCUUUGUUCUUCUGGUACUCUGCAUGGGAUGGCAGGAACUCCGAUAAGGGAUCUCGAUUUCGAAAAUAAUCUAGCAACAUAUUUGAUUCUGUAUAUAAAUAUGUCAGAUAGAUUAGUACUAGAGUAGAUAGAUAGAUAUACACGAAGAAGAUCCAGAUAUAGAUAAAGGGUGUACUUGGUUUUCUUUGUUAUUCUUGGGAAACCUUUCCAUGUAAUUUGUAGUGGAUCAAUUUCAAGGCUGUUUCUUUUACCUUCUAAA
Molecule: messenger RNA, 642 nt
Organism: Hibiscus syriacus
Lineage: Eukaryota; Viridiplantae; Streptophyta; Magnoliopsida; Malvales; Malvaceae
Exons: 2
Coding region: 12-452 (146 amino acids)
Source: RefSeq, a predicted model, not a curated record